Molecule: messenger RNA, 4534 nt
Organism: Didymodactylos carnosus
Lineage: Eukaryota; Metazoa; Rotifera; Eurotatoria; Philodinida; Philodinidae
Source: the annotation of a GenBank genome assembly
AUGCCCAGUGAUACAAAUUUAUUAACAACUAAAACUAAUAAUAAAACGACUGUUGCUGAAUCAAGGUGUCUUGCUGUAGCAAAUUUACCAGAAUCGGCUACUGAAGAAAAUGUGAAAGAUUAUUUUAAAAAAUAUGGUCGUGUUCAUACUGUCAAAUUGGAAUUGUCUGAUGAUCAACGUUAUGCUUUUGUAGGCUAUUUGGAUGUCCGAACCGCAUCAAAAGCACAUAAUAGUGAGAACAUAUUAGAUGGAAAAAAAUUACGGACGGCAUUCCACGAUGGAUCAAUAUCUGUUCCAAAAGCAUUACUUGAACCACUUGAAUUACAGAUGACAACGUCAGAAACGAGUGGCUCCAUAACAAAUACGAGUAUUGAUAAUAAUAAUGUAACAGUGACUAACUCUUCUUCCUCUACAUUGACUCCAACCCAUCAUAGUAGCGGUCAUCAUCAUCCGACGACAUUAUCAUCAACAGUGAUUGGAAAAAAUCAAACCCAUGUUGAAAAGCGAUCAUCAAGAAUUGCAUGUAGUCCAGAUGAGAAUACGCGACAUCAAGUUGUUCCUGUUAAGCGAGAUGAUUCUGGAUCAUCGGGUAGUAAACGAAAAACUUCGACUAGUGCAAUCAAAAAUUCCGGUGUACAUCCAACGGUGAUUAAUUCAAAAUCACGAAAUAAACAUGGCUCAUCGAAUUCUUCAUCAACAUCGUCCGACUCAGAUUUUAGUGAUGAUAGUUCAACUCAUAAUCGUCGUCGAUCGACAAAAACAACAGGCGUUAAUGGCCAUGGAAAAACAAAAAUUAUUAAAAUUUCUAAUCUGCCACAGAAAAUGCCGUUAUCUGCAUUACGCGAAAAUUUAUUAACGUUAUAUGCUGAAUUUAAAAAAGCUGGACGGUUAGUUACACUUAAAAUUGAGAGUGAUUCAGAUAAACGUCAUGCAUUGAUCACAUUUCGGAAGAAUGAAGAUGUAGAAAAAGCGUUGUUACAUUCACAAAACAAACUUAUUGGAACUAAUCGUAUACGUGCUGAACCGUACGAUGCGUCUACUGAUAAUGACGAUUAUGAUACGGUUAAACGAGGUGGUGGUAGUGAAACAGAUGUAGACGAAUAUUCAGCUAAAGCUACAAGAACACUCUAUAUUGGAAAUUUAGAACCGGAUAUAUCAUAUAAUGAUUUGAGAGAAACAUUCUCCAAAUAUGGUGAUAUAAUUGAAGUAGAGAUAAAACGUCAACAGCAAUCUCAACAUCCAUUGACAUUUGCUUUUGUACAAUAUGCCGAUAUUAAAAGUGUUGUCAAAGCAAUGAAAGCCAUGGAUUCUAAACUAUUACGUGAUCAUCCUAUUAAGUUGGGCUUUGGUAAAUCUCAACCUACCAAUGUUUUGUGGCUAGGUGAACUUCCAUUGAAUGUUACCGAUCAUACUAUUCGAUCGUUUGUUAUUCGAACAGUUGUCACUAUUCAAAGUGAUCAAGUACUGGAUAUUUAUGUUGAUAAUCGUAAUAAAGGACAAGCACAAGGAUUAGUGUAUUUUGCUGAUACAAGAGUAGCACAAGAAGUUAUUAAUCAUAUUAGAGGAAAAAAAUUAGAUAAUAGAAGAAUACAGGUUGAUUAUGCCAGCAAAGUAUUUAUAACACGAUUUUCUGAUGUUAUUGAAGAAGCAAGCACUAAAAAGAAUUUUGUAGCCUAUACGUCGGAACCAUUAUAUUUAGCAGAAACACGUACUGGAACAAAACGUAGCGUAACUCGUGAUCCAUUAGAAUUGCCAUCAUAUGAUACCACACGAGAAAGAUGGCCUCUCUCCUACAAAGAACCAUCAUCCUAUAAUCGUACACAUAAAUCAGAUGUUCGUCAUCCACCAGAUCGACGUCAUUCAAAAGAUUAUACAAAAAUGCAUCAUCGUGAUACAACUCCAAAUAGUGCUCCAGUCGCUGCGAUAGGUAAUAGUGAUAUCUCACCAGCGAAUAGUAAUACCUUGUUGAGCACCAUUCUUCCAGCAUCAUCAGUAGCACCAAUGUCUACUGCUAGUCAUCGACGUCGUCUUUCAACAUCAUCUAAAGAUAGUGUAUCAAAUGCUUUCAACACAUCGAUUUCUUCUACAGCACUACUAUCAGGCAAACAAAGUCAUACUCAUCAUUCAAGUACAUCAAGUAGUCGCAGUUCAAGUUCGGAUCGUGGCGAACGAAAUAAUUCACGACAGAAACAUACAACUAAAUCAAUUUCAGGAAAUAAUAAUAAUAUAUCUUCGUCAUCAUCGAUAUUAGUGACUAAGAAGAAAAAAAUAAUCGAUAGCGGAGUAUCAUCUCAUCGAAAACCAAAAUUGACAAAAGAUAAACGUGAACGAAAUCGUAAGCGUUUACGACACGUAAAUCAUCAUUCUUCACAAGCAGCACAUAAUAGUACUGCAUUCUCAUCUACAGUUCAAACGUUAACAGUAUCGACUAGCAUUCCUACUCCAAUUACUACUCUAACAUCAACGUUAACUCCUCGACGACUAUCACAAGAGCAAACUAUGAAAAAUACAUCAAUUUCAUCUAUUUCUCCGACAACGACGGGUACUAUUACUAUUACAACUAAUAAUUUAAAUCCGACUGACAGUAAAAUUUUGACGUUGUCUUCUUGUUCGACGAUCGCUUCUGCUGUUACCGAACCGGCAAUCGCUGUUAUGAUGACGUCGCCAAUACCAAUAUCAACUCUUAUUUCACCUACGCUAAAGAAAGAGCAAUUACAAAAUAACAAAUCGUCUGGACUACCAUCAACUAGUUGCGUUUCACCAUCAUCAAUGCUUGUAUUAUCAAAUGUUAAACCAUCAUCGCCAAAAGUUUUAAGAAAAGAUCCUCAAUUAGUGUUUGACUGGUUAAUGCAAAAUCAUCAUAACAACAAUAACGGUGUCAUUGAUAAUGGCGAAGAUGACGAUAUAUUGCUUGAAAGUGGAACUGAAACGAUGAAUAAAAUGAUUGCUACAAAUAUAAACAAAACAUCAACGAGUUCAAACACAACUAAAACUAACGAAACGCAACGAAAUAUUGAUACUUCGAAAAAUGUUAAAAAUUUUAAAGAAGACAAGUCACCUGUUACAACCACCGUUACGUCAGCUUAUCGAUUACAACCAAUUCGUAAACGUGAAGAUCAAACUGAACCGAUAUUAAAUGCUUCGCCAUCGUAUGAUAUUUUAAAUCAAUUAUCAACAUCUUCUGUGGAAUUACUAAACGAAAAAAAGGCGGAUGAUUUAUUGUCUUCAUCUUCGAAUCAUGUAUCAAAUAAUAGUGGUGGCAUCGUCGAGGAUGAUACGAAUGAUAUGCAUUUGACACAUAAUGUAAACCGUCGUCUACCCACAUCGUCACAGCCGAAUAAAUCAUUACAUGUGAUUUCUAACAAUACGAUGCCGAAAGAUAUUCCAUUAGAACCUGUAUACAAUUACGAUUUGAUCGAUGUACGUUUACAAUCAUCAUCAAAUAAUACAACAAAUAAUUUAGAUAAUUUACGUUUACCGUUUCCUCAAUUUGCAUUUGAUCUCGUUAAAUCUAUGCCAACAGCGAAUGUUCUAGUAGUGUUGAAUCCAAAAGCACAUUUAAAACAUUCGACGUUAGGUAUUAGUAAUAGUGGAAAUGUGUCACUCAUUGGGAAACAAUCAUCGGAUAAAAUCAGUGAUUCUACAACAGCUGAUUCUACUGACAAUAAUAACAAUUCUACCUAUGGUAUAACGCUUCCGGCACUCACGACACCCCAUAUUGAUUUAUCUCAAAUAACUACAUUUCGCAGUGAUGUGGGUGAUGAUGAUUCGCCAACAAAUCGUAUACCAUUAGAUGAACGAAUUCGAUUGUUAGAUAAACAAAUUUAUGAAAUAAAUCAUAGUAUUACGGCAAGCACUACUUCAACAUCACCAACACGACCGAUUCUUUCAUCGUCUAUUAGUGGAGCAAAAAUACAGACAUCAACAGUGAACAGUAACAAAACAGUUGUUCCACCUUUAUCAACCACAGCUUUAUCGCCAAGUACACUUCUAUCAACAACUAUGGAACAACAAAAAUUACUAUUAUUAAAACGCAGCACACCAACAAGUGUUACUAGUACUCAGUCAUCGUCCUCACCGGCUAUUAGUGCUUCAGUCAAAAGCGAACUGGUGUCCUCAUUAUCUUCGUCAUCGUCAGCUUCACAAACACUAUCGCAGUGUAUCCAAGCGGUAAGAUCAGCACCCUUAACAUCAACGUUUAAUUCGUUUCCAACAAAAGCACUACCAUAUUCAUAUUCGACACAACAUCGAAAUGGCACCCCAACUCUAGUACCGAUUCCAUCAACUAGCACAGUAACAUCCAUGUCAUCAUUUUCGACUAUACCGUCGCUAUUAACUUCGUCAAAUAUUUACGCGUCGCAUAAAUCUUCAGAUCAACAAACAACAACGAAUACGUCGCUUUUGUCAUCAAUACAAGAUAUACUGCAGCGUAAUUCUAUUGUAUCGAUUCCGUCUAUUCUUAAUUCUUCUUCGUCAUCAUCCGCUAUUACUUCUAUAGCACCAUCAUUAUCAUUGACUAAUAUAUCCAGUUUAA